Aphanomyces invadans is the source of this 1140-nucleotide messenger RNA. RefSeq lists its product as hypothetical. The coding region runs from base 11 to 982 and encodes 323 amino acids. The transcript has a single exon. Lineage: Eukaryota; Oomycota; Saprolegniomycetes; Saprolegniales; Verrucalvaceae. The record is from RefSeq and is a predicted model, not a curated record.
CGUUAUUGCCAUGCAUCGGCGCGUGUGCAUUCGCGCCGCAAGCGCGAGCUCUUCAGCGGUGUUGACCGUGCUGUUGACUUCGAAACAAGCGCAGUGCAACUCCACACCACUCGCACCAUCAAGUUCAAGCGACUCGCGUGCACCGCAAGCGGCUCCAUCGCCAUCAUGGAACGUCCUGCAACCACUAUACUCGUUGAGGGAUUGGGCCUUGCAAUCUGGUGGCAAAAGCGCCGACGACAAGCAUUUUGCAGCAUUCGCGUCCAAAACCAACACAACAGGGCUCAUGUCUUGGCCCAGCCUCGUCAAAGGGCUUGAGACUCGUGCGAAGGACGAAGUAGCGUUCGUGGCACUUACAGCUACCGCUCGCGCCGCCGUCGCGUCCAACGACACGGUCACUUUGGCCACCAUGCCACAGCGCUUCGCGGAAGCCGCGUAUGGUCCUGGCAUUACGCCAGAGAUGCGCAAUAAGCAUGUCGAGGAGUUUGGAUGUGUCAAGUACACCCGUGAAGCCAUGCAACUCAUCACGAACACCUCACGAAGUCGCGGAGUUGUCGAAGUGGGCGCGGGGCAUGGUCAGUGGGCUGCUCACCUCCGGCGUUCUUACCAAGUGGACAUCCUGGCGUACGAUAACAUGACGGCCCUCCCGCUUAGUAGUCGCCCCAUCGCCUCUGGAGUCGUCGAUGGGGACGAAUCCGUCCUCGUGACCCAUCGCCACCUGCGCGGUCGAGUGCUGUUGCUGGUUUAUCCCGACCCUGGCCCCAUGGCAUUCAAGACUUUGACGAACUACAUGCAGAGCAGCCCAUCCAACGACGCUCUGGUGUACGUGGGUGAAGGACGUGGUGGGGCCAACGCCGACAGCCGCUUCUUCGACCUCCUCGAGAGUUCUUCCUGGGAGCUUGAAUCCACCUUGGCUUUGGAACCCUUUGGUACGAAAGGUUUCGAAAGAAUGUUCGUGUUUCGUCGACGGAUCGUCACCAGGUAGGGUCGAUGGGCACCAAUAUACGCACUACACGCUACUUCACGCUGUCUUGGCGUUUUUUGUCACCGCAUGCGAAAUCGCGGACCACGCGGCGGCGGCGACUGCGAACGGCAUGACAAUCCACCAAAAGUUGAAUUGAAACUUGAAGAACUGCAUGCCGC